UCUAGCAGCACUAUAUUUCAUCCCUGUGUCCUCCUCCCUCUUGAGUCUUGAAUCUUGAGUCUUGAUCUGCUCGGACGUGAUUCUCCUUUUUCUUUAUUUCCAAAUCAACUUGCAUCAUCACCGGCAUUCGAGGGCUGUUGUAUUGAAUACGACAGUUUGUCAUUAGUCCUCUCCGCAUCCAAUAGCACCACCGCCGGGCUUCACCACCAUCCAUCAACCAGCGAAAGCAGGGAGACGGAGCAGAGACAGCACCGACUCGGAGGUACUCCGGAAGCUACCGAUCUACCAACGCAAAACGCGUCUCUUUCCCCCGAUUUCAUCUUCAACAACAGCCGGCCUGGUUAAUACGAAUCGGAUCUCUUCAAUACUUGUUUUUUCCUCUAGUUGCUGGGCUUCUUGUUUACCAUUCUGUUUACUUUCCUCGGAUUUCUUGUUUACUCUCAAAUAUUGAACCCCUCCGCUGCUGGUCAUCGCGUCUCCGAGAGGUACAUCCCCAAUUUGCUCGUCGCUCCUUCCCCCUCGAGCCCCUCCAACGACUUUCCCAUUCCAGUGGUUCUGUCGCCCCACAGCUGCCAGUAGCGCCUUCCAACUGUGCACCACCACGGAAUACUUCGUACACACUCUCACACACAGACCAAGCGUCGUUCCUGCCCGCUCCCGCGCUCUCAUCCCAUCACAUCGCCGCCAGCGCCUUUCCGUCUGCCGACUUGCCAAGGCUUUCCUCCAGAUAAUACCAAUUUUGAUCCCUUUGGUCACGGCCACCAUCCGUCGUCUCCAUCACCAAGAAUUUUGGAACUGGAACUGGAACCGAAUACUCCUUAUUGGAUCUAUUGAAUCUUGCUUGGAUCGUCAUUUUCCGUCUCGUCCCUGUCGUCGUCGUCGUCAGAUAUUUCGCCCACACGAGUCUGAAUUAAAAGGCAGACACCAGCCUGCAUUCUUUCAGCCAUCAACCCAACCACCAGCCAUCAAGCAAUCAAAUAAUCAAUCACCCACACUCUCUUCACCAUCGACACUUUAACCCUCGUGUUCAAUUCCGCCUUCGAUUCUGCCCGAAAGCCUCGAACCCUUGGACAAGCACCUGCUGCAUGCUGCAUCAUAGCGUGUGUGGUUCCCAAUCAAUCUCAUCCACCCAAUCCAGUCGACCCCAACUGCCCAACUUGGACGUCCCCUGCUUGCGGCUUUCCAUUCGCAGAAAGACAACCUGCACCGCCUCGCACCCAACUGCCACCGGACACACUGCCGACACUUUGCACGGUCGAGAACUUUGAGGAGGCAUCAAGUACCCGCUACCUCCUUCUCCGCGCAAUUUUGACCCGUCGGCCCACGUACCCCAUACUCUCCACCGCAUCGCCCUGAGAAGUGGAAAGCGGAUUCGACUUCGGAAAAGUGCAUUGCCAAAGCCUCGCUCACUAUACAACUUUGACCUUGCACACGGUUCACGUUGUGGCCAACCUUGGACGUUACCGAACCUUCUCUACGGGAUACGUUAUACGUUAGGGGACACUGCUUGACAACUGCCCUGUCGUCAUUUCCAUCUUCCCGGCACUCUGGUCCAGUAGAACAGUUCUCUGGACACAUCGCUUGUUGCAUCGAGAGACUCCAUUUCUAGGACCAUCCCGAUUCCUAAACACCUUGACGUCGGUACCUUGCUGCCCUGUAACGGCAAUAUCGACUUAAUUCAUCUGUCAGCGACACUUUGCGCCGGACAAACCUUCGAGUCUGGUCUCUCGCUCCGAGUUGAAAGGAGUGUCAAUCAUUUCCCCGUCUUCGACCGCCGCUCUCACGUUUUCGGACUUCGGAUCCCGGCCGAACAAAGCACACUGUUGCUGCUGACCAGCUGCUCUGCUCUGCUGCACACCCGACUGCAUCGCAACCGCCCCGCGGCCCCGAGAACAAUUAAUCAACAAUCGACAUUCGUCUUACACCGUCCGCUGGCUCGGAAGCUCUGGACUCGACCGCCCUCGUCGUUGCCAAUAAUUUCGAUCCUCAAACGGAUCAUCGCCGCCCUGCCGCUUCUACCGCCUUCAGGUAGAGCAAACUAAUACCGAUACCACACGGAUACUCCAUCCCACUCUCUCAUCCCGCUCGCUGCCGAGUAGCCUUGGACUCACGACGCACGACCCAACCGUCAAUCGUCGCUCGAUUAAUCAAUCCGAUCCAACUCAAAUCGCCGACCGUUGGCUCAAUCUGUCCUAGACAGUGCUUGACGCAUCAAGCUCAUUUCACGACGAGACGAGGAAAUCACAUCGCCGUCUUGACCCUUUCUCCUAAACUCAAACCCAAAAAACCACAGGCCGCAAUAAUCCCUGACUCGCCCCCGGGUCGAUUUACUUGACGCCGUCACCUCCUCACCCGCAACUCUUCCAAGCGCUUGGCAAACUCGACUCGGCUCUCAGCGUCCGUUUGCAGAACCUUGAAAAGUUGUCCUAUUCCUCCAUUCGUCAUAGGCCACCGGGCAUUUUCCAGAAGUUUGGGUUUUGGUCUGUUCACUGCCAUUGUCGUCGCCUUGAACAAUCGCAAAAGUCAUUAGCCUCCAGACUCCAACUUCUCUGUUUCCAGCAUCCAGGAAAUCCACUUGACCAGCGCCCUUUCGUCCUUCUUUGCCGACGUCGUUGGCGUCUACCAUUCUACUACAUUCACACAUCGCCACCUGCCGGAUACUCGCCGACAUCGCCGAAAUCGUUUUCUAUUCCGCUAUACCAGCACAUUCACAAUCAUUGCAACAAUACCCACAACACCGCAGCUAGACCAAUCUCUCCGUUGAUACCGACGAGAUUUACUUGUUUCCGUGUCCCAUCGACCGCAGCAUCUUUGCACCGCCAAGGCCACUUGCGAGAACCUCGCAAGCAACAAUAUUACAAUCUUUCGUCUGGGCAGACUCGGACCCUACGCGAACUCACUCUCCAAGAGGGUAGCGCCACAGUCCCAUCUCUGAUUUGAAGGUUAAAUACAGCAGCACGAGAAGCAAACCCACCGACUUGCAGCCGCUCGCACCGAGUCUGCAACCCGCGAGAGUCUAGAGAUCCAGACCCCUGCCGGCCAGUCCGCUUACCCCCCCUGCGACCUCGCUUCUUUUGGACAACUUUCUUGUCCAGUUCUGCUGGUGGUUUAUCGACACACCUCUUUUCCAUUCGGAGCAUCGUCCACGCCUCCCUAACCACCCCCUGCCACCCAAACCCAAGCACGCCCCUCCCCCCUGUUGGCCUUCACACCCCUGCACCCCUGGGAUCUACAGCAUUCCAGCCCACCCCAAGCAUCCAAGCCCCCCCAGCAGGCACUUCCGUCGGCGUCCUGCUGAGACUCCCCUAAAAAACUAACCCCCUACUACGCUAGCACUUGACUAGCGACCCCCUGACAACCUGCCCACUCAGCCUCGUGGACCGCACGUCACCCACUGACGACUGGCUGUUCCGCAUCCCUCUCUACCAGGCUCAUCCCCAGAGGCUGGCCCCAGCAAUUGCGACGAGGCACUCGAACUUCGCCGCACACCACGCUCGUACCCUCCUUUUCGUCUGAAUAUAUCAGCCCAGCCUGCCCUUCUACCAUUCUCUCUACUCUCCUCUUAUUUCGUCACUCUUCAACGAACUUCACCAACCAAACAACAAAAGGAACACUCCUUCUACACCAAGGAGCCCUUGACUGUUACUACGACUCCACUUGGAAUCAUCAUCUCCAUCUCCAUCCCUCACUACCAACCACCUCACCCUCAACCACAUUACACAUACACAAUGGAGUCAAGGUCACAUCUCAGCUUGGCCGAGCUCAACGCCGCCGCCCUCGACCACUUUGUCUACCAACCCGUCAGCAAGUCCAUGAUCUCGUACUUGGCCGGUGCCGCCUACAAUGUCAUCUCAUGCGACAGUGCUCUGAUGCCUCCCGCCUCCGCAGAGGCCCAACGUCAACAGCAGCUUCCCCCGACGCCACCCAGGACACCGGAGCCCCGCGCCGUUCGCACCGAAGACGCCGAUUUGCCUACCCUCGAGGCCUUCAUCACACAACUCGUUGUUUCCUCCAACGUUCAGGUUCCUACUCUGAUGUCUACCCUGGUCUACCUCACCAGACUCAAGUCCCGCCUUCAGCCCAUGGCCCGCGGUCUUCGAUGCACAACACACCGCAUCUUCCUUGCCGCCCUCAUCCUUACCGCCAAGUACCUCAACGACAGCUCGCCCAAGAACAAGCACUGGGCCACCUACAGCCACGUCAACAAUGAUUUCUCCAACUUUGGCUUCAGCAGAACGGAAGUCAACCUGAUGGAGAAGCAGCUUCUCUUCCUCCUCGACUGGGAGCUCAGAAUCACUGAGGAGGAUCUCUACCGCGAGCUUGACCCCUUCCUGGCUCCCAUCCGCGCCGAGAUCGAGGCCAAGCAUGCUCGCCGCAUCGCACGCCGCCGCAAGCAAGAGGAGGAGAUGCGCCGCAGACACGAGGAGAUGAUGUACAACACCUACCCCAGCCCCCCGUCAUCGCGUGCGAGCUCCCGCUCCCGCCUGGAAUCGCCCGACCACGCCCGCACUUACAGCGGAUCCUCCAUCACCCCUCCCGGUCUGUGCUACAGCAGCAGCUAUGGCAGCUCCGUCAGCUCCUACGCUCCUUCAGUGGCAUCGAGCCGGUCUCAAUCGCGUGCCACCACGCCUCUUGACAACCCCGCCGACGAGCCGUACAUGUAUGUCCCCAACGGUAGCUUGUACGAGUCGCCAGUGGAGGUGCACAUUGAGCAGCCUGCAUCAACGCUUCCGAAGCGCAAGCCUCUUUUGCCCUACGAAAUCAGCACCGAGGAGCUCCGCGACAUGCAAGAUGGCACAAAGGCCAAGAGAGCCCGCAUGGGCCGCGGGAUGUGGGGCCGCGUCUUCGGCGGCGCCGUGACUGUGCGGUAAACCUGCUGCGCAACACAAUUUUCACCUUUGUCACAGCCUCCAUUUUUACAACUUUUCUCACGUUUUGAGCCACCCCCCAAAAAAGCAUGGUGUUGGAUUGUGCUAUAGAGACAUCCGGGGGAACAGACUUGAUUUCACCAUCUUUUUUCCUUUUUCUUUUAUCCGAAGGCGUUGGUAAUGGACUGGUGGUACAUGGACUACGAAUCGAGGAUAGAGCAUCCUCGGGCAUUUGCAUAUAUGGAACGGUGUUGGGCGGACAUUUAUGAACAUGAUUUUUCUCUUCUUCUUUGGGUCAUUUGACGUCCUCGCAUGGUAGAGGGUCGUCGUGUGGGAUUAGGAUUGGGGGAACUGGCACGCCUCGGCUUAGACAGUCUGGCACAUACUUUAGCCUAGCAGCAGUACGCGGGUCACUCAUCGAAGUCGCGAAUGCCGCACUUGAUACCCCUACAAAUGAAAGCAACGGGC
Messenger RNA from Colletotrichum scovillei, 5336 nucleotides. RefSeq names its product cyclin. The coding region runs from base 3729 to 4871 and encodes 380 amino acids. Gene Ontology annotation, cellular component: cyclin-dependent protein kinase holoenzyme complex; nucleus. The transcript has a single exon. Gene Ontology annotation, biological process: regulation of cyclin-dependent protein serine/threonine kinase activity. The record is from RefSeq and is a predicted model, not a curated record. Gene Ontology annotation, molecular function: protein kinase binding; cyclin-dependent protein serine/threonine kinase regulator activity. Lineage: Eukaryota; Fungi; Ascomycota; Sordariomycetes; Glomerellales; Glomerellaceae.